Molecule: messenger RNA, 285 nt
Organism: Miscanthus lutarioriparius
Lineage: Eukaryota; Viridiplantae; Streptophyta; Magnoliopsida; Poales; Poaceae
Source: the annotation of a GenBank genome assembly
AUGGGCGCCGGCCACGACUACUACGAGCGCGGCAACGUGGACAUCUUCAGCGGCCGGGCGCCCUGCCUGCCGUCGCCGCCGUGCCGGAUGAACCUCACCUCCAACGGCUACGGCCCGCACCACGGCUGGUACUGCAAGUCCGUGGACGUCACCGCCACGGGGCGCCACGACGCCACGUGCGCCAAGGCCGGGUUCGGCGUCGAGCAGUGGCUCGCGAGCGACGCGCCGCCGUACCAGCUCUACGCCGAGCGUAGCUUCUGCGCGAAGAGUGACGCGGAUGAGUGA